Molecule: messenger RNA, 1059 nt
Organism: Symbiodinium sp. CCMP2592
Lineage: Eukaryota; Dinophyceae; Suessiales; Symbiodiniaceae
Source: the annotation of a GenBank genome assembly
AUGCUUACGCCGGGGCACAAAAUUCGGCUGAAGACGCUGGAGGACCCUCCGAGGUAUCUCAGGCACAGAUGUGGCAGAAUCUACGCUGACCCCUGGGAUUGUUCGAGCUUGUUUUCUCAGGAUUCACUCUGGAUCGUGCGGAGAGGCAUCACAGGCAAAGGCCAGACGGUAAGCUUUGAGAGCGUGAACUACCCAGGCGACUUUGUGAGUGUUGACGGCAGGAUGGUCUCCAAGCGAAGUGGCAGAGGACAUGAGGAGGAGUGCACGUGGAGUCCUAGCAGGGCUGGCUUCGAUCGCUUGCCUCGGUGUGUGAGGUUUACAUUAGCUGGAACCCAGGAUGACUGCCUCUUUUGGCCGAUGGAAGGGCAGGUACAAGUCCUUCCCCCUUUUGGAAGGGAAGGGUCUAUCCACACAGGCUGGCUAAUGGAGGGAGAGGAGGACGGCACGCCCCCGUCUAGUCCACGAGCAGCGACCAUCAUACCACCUGGUUGGAACAGACAGUUCCCCCGUGGCAAUGCCGAGUACAACUUUUUCAAGGCCCUUUUGGCGAUUCUCCAGGCCGUUGAUCCUCAAAACUUUCCCAAUGCUCUGCACAACUUCAACCAUGUCGUUUCAGCAGGCAACUUGAAUGCCAUCUUCAAUGGGGGCGUCAGUUUACAACUGACGGGUGGCUAUGUGCAGUCAGUGGAGAUGGUUGGGAUAACGUUGCAAAACCUUGCCCUGCUUGCGCCAGUGGAAGUUUUGCACCUCUAUAUGGCAAUGGAUCGCAUUGUUCAUUUCCGAAACCUGAGCAUGGAAGAGUAUCCUCAUUGGGAUCGAGAUUCUGGCCAUUAUGGUGCAUCACACGCAUGGGCCAGGUCCAUUCGCUCGGUGCUUUUGAUACUCAGUACACCGGCUUUCGCCGCAGCCUAUGGGCUCCACAGCGCUGCUCAACAGGUUGGACGUAUGACUUGGGGUGAGAUUGUGAACCUGUUGCUCAUGGUUUGGACUACGACUGCACAAGUUGUGUACGGCUCAGCGCCAAUCGACUUUGGCGGGAAACCACCUUUGCCAUUCUGA